This is a messenger RNA of Fonsecaea nubica, 1044 nucleotides long. RefSeq lists its product as hypothetical. Gene Ontology annotation, biological process: vacuolar proton-transporting V-type ATPase complex assembly. NCBI's taxonomy places the organism in Eukaryota, Fungi, Ascomycota, Eurotiomycetes, Chaetothyriales, Herpotrichiellaceae. Gene Ontology annotation, cellular component: Vma12-Vma22 assembly complex; extrinsic component of endoplasmic reticulum membrane. The transcript has a single exon. Bases 1 to 1044 code for a protein of 347 amino acids. The record is from RefSeq and is a predicted model, not a curated record.
AUGGCAUCUCAGCUUCCCUCUCCACCGGUCUCGCGCCCAAGCUCCCCGAGCAACACCUCUCGCAGUCAACCAGACCCUGUCGAAGCGGAGACAACAGACUGCGAGGCGCAAGCUGAUCUACAACAGCAAUCCAAAAACCAAAAAUCUCCUGAAGAACUCCUCUCAGAAAGGCUAGACGCGCUUCUAAUUUCUUAUUUGACGAUCUUGGAGACCUACACCAAUCUUCGCACCCAGCUCUCCAAGGACUUCUCACAGGGAUUCUUUGCACUCGCGCAGGCGAAUCGCAAUGCAAAUUCCACCUUGGGCGUUGGGAGGAGGUAUGGCGAGGAAGGAUUCGACGAGCGUAUGAAGGCGGACAGGGUAGCAAAGAUCCAAGAGAAAGGAAACAGCACGCUACAUAAGAGCUGUUGGAAGGCGGACGACUCCGAGGAAGAGGAAGAACAAACCCUUGAGGCAGGGAACAGCGACGGAACAAGGACGGGCAAGACUCCAGCUGGACAGACCGGAUCAUUGUCACGGAGCAAUGAAGAUAUGGAAACCCUCAAGGAUGAUUCGGAAGAGAAUGUCCACGAGCCAACAGCCAAACCCCUCUACCGUAUCUCAAUCACUUCGUCAGUGUCAGACAUAUCCAGAGACCCUCUCAAAUGGUACGGCAUCCUCAUCCCGCCCGCUUUACGCACAUGUCAAACCCAUUUCACCGCAGCGGUCGCCUCAACCAUCCCUGAAAUCUUGAACAUCACAUCUACAUUGCGAGAGCUGGAAGAGGAAAUAUGGGGCCUUCGGCGCCAAUUAGGGAUUGCGGACGAGUACGAAACUCCCACCGUCAAUGAGUCUGAAAGCAGAUAUGAUAUCAACAUUGAAACCAAGCUACUGGCGUCCAAGACCACAGGGGGCCAGGAGUCGGACAGUCUCCUGAUAACUCGUACAAUCUCGUCUCCAAAGUCCCAAACAACGCAGGCCAAGAAAUCAUCCUUGUUGUCCACCUCGCCUCCAACAGCAAGCCUGCGAUCUGAGCCACGAUCCAAGGUUUUGAAGCUUGGCUGA